Molecule: messenger RNA, 15022 nt
Organism: Porites evermanni
Lineage: Eukaryota; Metazoa; Cnidaria; Anthozoa; Scleractinia; Poritidae
Source: the annotation of a GenBank genome assembly
AUGCCUAAUGCUGGUCUAAACCCAGAUCAUGGUUACACGACGUUUGACAACAUGGGUUGGUCUCUUAUUAUGGCUCUGCAAAUACUAACAAAGGAUUUCUGGGAAAAUGUUUACAACAAGGUAAGUAUAUCAAUUAAAUUUUUUUUGGUGGAAAUAAGGAGGAAACUGAAGGAAAGAUGCGCGAUAAGUCAGACUUCGUCAGAUCUACUUCAGGCAGUCAGCCUUGGAAAUGUGGUGAAGAAUAUUUAAGUGACUAUCAUGAUACAAACUAUAAACUAACUGGCAAAAUUGAACACUUAUCAUUCCUUUUAGAUUAACAGAUCAUCUGGAGCGCAGUACGUGCCAUAUUUUGUCAUCGGAAUAUUCUUCUGUGCUUUUUACCUGAUGAACCUUGUAUUGGCGAUGGUUUACUUAUCAUAUGAACAGGAAUUAUCUUCAGACGGAAAAGAGGUACUUUUAGAUACCCUCCAAUUCAUUCAACAUAGGUAGGCCAACUCACAGAGUUCAGAUCAGUUCAUUUUUUUCCCUUGAUAUUUUGACUAAUGCUAGGUUACAGACUUUAUAGAUUGAUGUUUAAUAUGAAAGUUUGAGUAUGAUGGCAAAGUGAACCAUUAGGUUUUCCAGUUGGCCACCAGAGAGUGAUUAUCUACAUUACACCCUCGAGAAGGCCUGGAUGAAAUCGAACUGUAUCUUUCUACCAGGCGACUUUAUUAGUUGUGACCUGCUGGGCGUCAGAGAGCACACCGAACGUAUAGACAGCAACCACAAAACGAGGAAGCUACUGGACCUGUUUGACCUUUUUAAUAUGGGGAACGUUGUAGAUGAACCUACCCGUGUCACAUUAACUACACAGUCUUUAAAUUGACUUGAUUGUGACGACUAAGGUGAACUUAGUCAGUAAAACGGGAGUACUACCGCUUGGUUUAUCAGAUCACUGCCUUAUCUACGCAACUCGCAAGCUAAAUAGCGAAACCCGGCACCCACAAAUAUUCGGACCACAAAUUUUAAACAUUCAGUAAUGACAAGGAUUUUAAGUCGGGUGUUGAUCGAAUACCAUUAAUCACUGGUCGUGAGGGUAUUUCGCCACGGUUACUUGGAGCUGCUGAACAUCUAUUGCCGUGCCGCUGACUAACCUAUAUCUACGUAGCUUGAGGGAAACUAAAGUUUAUGAUGACUGGAAGGCAGCCAGAUUAAAUCUCGUAUUUAAGAACGACGACAAGUCAGAUAGAGGAACCUGUCGUGCAUUGUCUAUGCUAAGCGUUCCAAGCAAAAUCCUAGAGUCUUGUGUCACCGACUCUAUUGCAGAUCACGUCUUUACUCACAAUCAGCUGGUAAUGGAAUAUCAGUGGGCCUACCGCAAGGGCCACUCUACUGACUUAUUAUAAACACACCUAACAGAGACCUGGAGACGCGCCCUAGACUCCAAUCUUGUCGCUGGCGUAUUAUUUAUUGACUUCCAAAAGCGUUUGAUAGCAUUUCUCACCAAAUUUCAAUCCACAAACUUGAGGAUGAUUAAGGGAUAAAGGAGAACCUACAUGACUGGGUAAGAGACUCUCAGAGUGAAAGAAAACAAUACACCGUUGUUAAUGGAGAACUUUCAGACCAAGCUUACGUAACUUCUAGCGUCCCUCAAGGCUCCGCGUUGGGACUAACACUUUUCGCCCUGUACACCGGCGAUCUACCUGAGGCUGUUAGUUCCGCAUCUCUCUACAUGUGCGCUGACGACACGACUAUGUAUUUUAUAGGUGAUUCAGUGGACUCCGUCUCCAACAUACUCAAUAAUGCACUAAAGGAAUUAGAACAUUGGAGUUCAAAGAACCACCUGGUACCUCACCCUAAAAGUGUGAAGAAAUGAUUUUACAAGACCCCAUAAGCGGCAACGCUCUAAUCACCAGCGUGUUGAAAUAAGAGUGAUUGUAUUGUAUUGUAUUGUGAACUGGAUCAGUUGCUUUUUUUUCGCGGCGAAAUUCCUCGCGACGAAACUCUCCGCCCGUCGCUAACAAGUUUGACAAUUGUUGAUGAGUUAAACCAAAUCUCGUCACUUUUCCUCCCAAAUGUUGAUACAGAAACUCCUAAGACAGCCAAAGCAAGGAGUAAACGCUCUGAUAAAGGACCAGUGCUCAAAAAUGCUCUCCUAUCUUUACCUUAUUAGUCAGCGCUGCUUUGUGCAGUAUACAUACAUACAUACAUACAUACAUGCACUUUAUUGCGACUCCUCUAUACGGGGCUCUUCUGUCGUAAUAUACAUUAAUAACAAAUAUACAAUAAUAAAAUUACAAUGGGGCAAAAAUGCUUACAUCUGUUACAACAAGAAAUAUUUACACGAGUUUAUAUACAGUCAUAAAAAUUUGAUUCAAUCUAAGAAGAGUUUCCAAGAAAGUGGGCGGCGACUUUCAUUUUAAAACUUGAGAUAUUGUUUAAGUUCCGAAUGUUUUCUGGGAGUAGGUUGUAUUCGUUUGCCCCACGAAAGGCGAAAGAGCGUUGACCAGUUGAUAAUCUACUUUUAGGUAGAUUCAACUGUGACAUGUUUCUAAUGUGCGUCCUGACACACUAAAUCUAUCAUGAAAUAAAUUGCAAAGAUAAGGUGGUGCCUGAUUUGUUCUACACUUUUGAACCAUAGUAACAGUAUUUAAUAGAAGUUUUUGACGGACGCCUAGCCAACCAAGACAUUCGCGCGCAGCAGACACAUGAUCAAAUUUUUUUGAUACCUAGGAUUAUUCUACAAGCAAAGUUCUGGAUAAGUUGAAGCUUUGAAAUGUUUUUGCUGGAGGUACUAACCCAUACGCUAGAACAAAAAAGCCUGCUAAAAAUAAGAGCCUUUAUAAUCAAAGAAAGUGUUUUGAGGUCCAAAUGAUGUUUAAUCCUAUUGAUACGACGUAGAUAAUAAGGCAGCUCGAGGUCAAGUUAUGGUAUAUUCUACAUCUAUAUCAAUUUGUUCCCAAGGGUGGUGCGGCAUCAGUGAUGAUUGACCAGAUUGAUUAUCAUGGUGUUAUGACACGAGAUUGAAAACCGUUCUAUUUAUUCGGCAGAGUAACUCUCUUACGUUGUGUUGUUUUGUGUGCAUUAUUUAUUAGGGUAAAAAGAUGGAUCAGCGACGGACUGGUUGUUCGUAUCAAGCAGACAAGCAAACACUGAAGCGUCUUAUUCUAUUAGAUAGAAACCGAAGGCCUCCAUCAGGAGAUGAAGCCAACGAGUGUGGUAACGUACCUACGGAUUCGCGCGCGGAAAAGCGCCCUGAAUCACGUCACCACCUUAUAACAGGCAGGGAAUUAACACAAAGGUCUGAGAAGACCAAAGUAACUAGCAAGGCUCUGUCUCACAUAAAAUCCUGUUGGAAAAUGGUACGAAAGUGUAUGCACCAAAUCACGUCCCAUUCUACCUUCGAUUUCGUGAUUCUACUGCUGAUAGUUUUGAACACAAUUGUUCUGGCAAUGUAUUACCAUGGUAUUCCUGCCCAGUUUAGGCGCGUCUUGGAUAUUUUGAAUUGGGUGAGUAAAACUUAGUGAUUGUUGACUAUGGAACUGGGAUAACAAAUCUAACUGUAGAUUUAUUAGACAGCUCCAGGUGUAGGUAAGUAUGGACCACCUGUGAUCAUUCUGAUAAUCUUAACCUUGCUAGCUGUAGCAGCCUGUCCUAGAGCUGCCCUUGGGGUUAAACGAUUACAAAAAAUAGUGCGGUCGGGUUUGGUCAAUAGGACAUAAGUACUACUGUAAGAUGGUCUGUCUUGCAGGCUAUUUUUAUGAAUGAAUCAGUAAAUCACUGAGGUUCGAAAAUACGACAUCAAUGUCUUUUUUCUUUGCUAAAUAGGUAUUCACUGGGUUGUUUACGACUGAGAUUCUGUUUCGUGUGGUCGCUAUGGGACCAACAGCAUUUGUCCGCGAUCGAUGGUACUUGUUUGACACAGCUGUUGUGGCAGCCAGCUUACUGGGAUAUUUAAUAGAUGCUGAAGGACUUAGUAUAUUUAGAACCUUUAGAAUGGUAAGCAUACAGGAAUCAUUUCAUUCAGAACGAAAAAAUUUUUAAGGUCUGUUGGCGAUUUAUUUUGCUGAAAAAGAUUUUUGUCUGGUAGCAUGGUACAAUUGAAAAAGAUCUACGUUGACAACUUUGAACAUUGAAGAUGUCAAUAUUUUGAUGACUUUUCAGUUAUGACAGCUAACAUGUUCGAAAAGAAAACCAAGGAAAAGUUAAAGGAUAAAGUUAAAGGAUCGCAAGUAAUUGAAAAUCCUGAGACGAACUUCGUACCGUUAUGUUUGUAACUGAAGUUUAAUGAUCUGGUUUUAACGUAUUUUCAUGUAAUACCGUGCAAGCUUCUGUGUGCUCACAAAAGAUUAACUCUCUCCUGUUUAGGUACGACUCUUACGUUUGGCGAAGUCCUGGAAGACGAUGAAUAGACUAAUGAUGGCCAUUGCUAGAAGCAUAGGACCUGUGGGCAACAUCACACUUAUUCUUGGUGUAAUUAUCUACAUUUUUGCUGUCCUAGGAAUGAAGAUAUUUGGCAAGGAUUAUAAAAUGGAUAAGUUUGGUGAUAGUGGAGUGCCACGCUGGAAUUUUAGUGAUAUCUGGCACGCUUUCAUGAUGGUUUUUCGUGUGCUAAGCGGGGAGUGGAUCGAGCCUCUCUGGGACUGCAUGAGAGUCACAAACGCUGCCAAGGCAAUCCCUUACUUUCUAACAGUUCUCGUCAUUGGAAACUUUCUGGUGAGUAGCAUUUGUGAGUGAGAAAGGGAUUGACUACUUUGCUUAGAAUGAACAAACACUAAGUAAGGUCAUGCCCAGAUUGAGAAACUAAGAAUAUGGCAAAAUAACUGGCUGCCUGGAUCCACUUACUCCUUCCGUAAAUAAUUUUUCAAUCUUAAAAUUAUGUAAAAGCUUAUUGAGUGCGGCAUAUUUUACACUUCAUCAAAUACAAGCGAAGAUAAACUGUAUGGCACAGGGAAUGACUUUAUUUAACUUAUAGAUUCAUGGGUCUCUGUUCUGAUACAGCGUGUAAGUUCUGAUCAUCUUGUUCUUUACCAGGUCCUCAACUUGUUUGUCACUCUAGUAGUGAACGCCUUCGACUUCCGAGACAAAGAUGACAAUUCAGAUGGCGUAGAUGGUGCAAAGUUUAGCAUAAAAAAGAUAUUUAAAACACGCAGGUCCUGCCUUUUGGAGGAAAAUUAUCGUGGGUCUUUUCGUCCUUGUAAGCUUGAGGUUAUAGAGAGUAAACACCCUGAUGAGCAAAGCAAUGGCGUUUCCUUGGCAAUACACGCAGGAGAUCAAGACGGCAAAGAAUACUGUAAAAGUAUAGAGAUAAUAUAUUUCUUUUACCAAGAAAACAUAUUUUUAAUUGGAGUGUACAUCUAAGGGAGUUUUCAUUUGAUUAUUUUAGUAUACUUUCUAAAUCAACUUUUUUGUUGCCCGUUCAUAUACAAUAGCGGCCAUGAAUUUGUCUUUGUCUAUACACCAUCCAAAUUUUCAAUUUUGUAUAAUUUCCAGCUACUUCCUUUCGUCGACUUACAAUACAUUUUGUUUUAUUCAUUCAAACUACUACUAAGGGCCUGUUUACGUGAAGGUGGGGGACCCCAGGUAGGUGAGGUAACAUGUGGCAGGUUACCCCACGUGAUCACAUUAAAAUGAGAGAUUGUAUGGACAGGCGGGUUACCCCACCUAAGAGGGUUACCUCACCUACCUGGGGUCACCCACCUCCAUGUACAUGUAAACAGGCCCUAAGCCUAAUCUAAGGGCCUGUUUACAUGGAGUGGGGGACCCCGGUCUAGUGGGUCGGUCUAGUCUUUUGUUUUCACGCUCUGGGGGACACAAAACAAAAGAAACUUACCCCACGAGACCGGGGUCCCCCACUCCAUGUAAACAGGGUCUAAAUGGAAGAUUUUGAAACUCAGAAAACCAUGACCUACGAAAAUAUUUCUGGAAUGUUAUUGUGUUGCAAGGAAGAAGCCGAUCAGGCGUGAGAAAACUAAGCGGUAUUCAACAACGGCAGUAGUGUUGUGACAUACUUGCGUGUAACUAGUUUUGUUUAGUUUUAUCUUUAGUAAUCACGGUUUUCUGGGUUGACAAUAUAUACCAAUCAGAAACGGAGAAAUAUUUUGAAUGAAUAAUAUUGUGUAAGGCAGUGGGUUAGUGGUGGGUCUGGGUUUGGACAUAUGUCCUCAAUGAUACUAGCCUCCCGCGCAGGCGUUUUUAGGGGAGUUCGUAUUUCUUCCCUCUCCACAAACGCCUGCUCAGCCGAGGACAAUAUUCCUUUCCCAUUGUUAUAUUCGCGUGGUAAGUGACCAAUCAACAAUUUUGAAGUAAAGUGUUGACAGGCUAAACACAACUCAUAAGCUCGUGAUAGUAGUGUAAAAACGUGACUCAGAACAUGACCCUAGAGUUACCUUUUUCCUUUUUUUUCUUUCCUUCGCUAAGGUUAUGCAGUGCACGGAGAAUUCUAAAAUCUGACUGAACAAAUCUUACUUUUGCCGCUCUGAGUCGAACAUUUAUUAGAGGUCACGAAGCUUUCUCAAAGUCUCACGCAGAUCGGGUAAUUAUCGGGUUACCCUGCGGUCAAGGUCAACUUUCCAGAAUUUGGAAAGUACAACGUGAUAGGCUAAGCGUGGGAAAGGAAUGUUGUCCUCGGUUGAGCAGGCGUUUGUGGGGAGGGAUGAAAAACGAGCUCCCCUAAAAACGCCUGCGUGGGAGGCUACAAUGAUACCGGCCAUCUUUUUAUUAUGUUCAAGAUAACCUUUAAUACCUAUUUUAACGUCCAUGAAUUAAGCCGGGAUAUUCCAAACUAAAAAAACAGUUUAUUUUAUUUCAGCAUUUCUUGACAUUUCUUUUUCAUCCUUUUUUUUUUUAUCUAUCCAGUAAUGAUUCUGAAUUUGAUGGGACAUGCUACAUUUGACAUUCUUUUUCGAAAUAAGCAUUAUCAUACAUGAAAAACAUUGCUAUAGUUUCAAUUUUAUUAAUUUUCCUCUUUCUACGCAGUGUUAGACAACGUUAUCAACAUUGAGAGCUCAAACAAAACAAUCGGUGAAGGUGCGAGUUUUAAGGAUGGCGUUGAUUCUCCUCCCAGUUUCAAAAUGGAACGUAUAAAAGAAGGGAUUUCUGAAAAUGGUGUGGUAACAUUAAAGCCGGUUCCUUCGGUUAAAAUCAAGGAAUUAUACAUAGAGGACUGCCUCCCUGAGUACUGCGCAUGUGUAGACUGUCAACUGUGCAGGCCUUUAUCUACGGAAAGCAUUUCCUGGCUUAAGUUCCGCGGCCGGGUACUAAUUUUUGUGGAAAAGAAAUACUUUGACUGGUUUAUUCUCUUCAUGGUGCUUUUCAGCAGUUUUAUGCUGGUAGGUCGAUUUAUGCUGUGCAUCUUUUAAGAUCCUUAAAAUGAUUUACUUCAUAGAAGUUACUUUGGCCUUUUCAAUUUUUUUAUGAUUUCAUUCCUUUUAUUGCAGCUGGGGGUCAGGGUGGGAGUUCAAGUACCCUGUUCCGCCCGGGACACCCGGAAGUGCAGCGUUCUGGCCACUUAGCCACGCUGAGAUAUUUGCCCAAAAGCUAUCUAAAUGCAAUAUCUUCAAUCGUAAACACUACUGUAAAUGGAAAAUGCUUACAAAGGUCUUAUUGAAACUUGUAGGUUUUUGAAGACGUUAAUCUACAUAAAAGGCCAAAUCUCGAGAAAACCUUGGAAAUACUCAACUACAUUUUUGCAUGCGUCUUUACGCUAGAGUUCCUACUUAAAGCCAUAGCUUUUGGCCUCACCAAGUACUUCGCCUCUCCUUGGAACUGUCUGGAUGCCUUUAUCGUCUCAGUGAGUAGAAUAUGAUUUGUUAAGCUCACUACCUACUGUACAAAAAUUUGCAUAAAGGCUGGAUAAACGCAUCGCUGAUAGUAUGUGUUUUACCUCACAGAUUUCACUCGCCUGCCUAUUUGAGAACAAGAACUUGUCUGUGUUUCGUUCCCUACGUACAUUACGAGCAUUGAGACCACUCCGGGCCAUCUCACGACUGGAGGGAAUGAAGGUAAUCAAAACUUGCCAGCAAAAUCUCCCAGGGGAAUUGAAUUAAGUCAUGUUGUUGCAAUAAAUUAUCGAUUUAUAUUAAGUCUGUUUCUUGAAACAAUAGCGAUGGUAAUUUAUGUAACAAAAGAAUACAAAAUGAUGUGGUCUUCCUGAUCAAAAACAUGCCCAAGCCAUGCUAUCAAAGAGUUUGUCCUGUUUAGUUAAUAAAUCGAAUGCAAUAGCUUUUUGAUGAUGACCAUGUUAUUAAACAGACCGCCCAAAAGCACAACACAGCGAUUGGCGAUUCACCAUUCCUUUGGUUUAAUCCCCGUAGAAAUCGUAGCCAGUUAAAAGUAAAGUAAAACUUAGUUUAUUUCAUGACUACUAAAUCUCAUGUGCAUUAAACACUGUUUGUAUUGUCUUUCUUAAGGUAGUGGUGAAUGCGCUCUUUGCUGCUAUACCAGGUAUUGCGAAUGUCCUGGUGGUUUCCGUUCUCUUCUGGCUGAUAUUUAGCAUUCUUGGCGUUCAUUUGUUUGCCGGAAAGUUCUACAAGUGUGUGGAUGAAGACAACGCCCAGUUACCUGCCAGUGUGAUCGCCAGUAAAGCAGAAUGUAUGAACCGCACCAUAGACGGUUACCGCUGGAUCAACUCCAACGUGAAUUUUGAUAACGUCUUGGCAGGCUUCCUUGCAUUGAUGCAAGUAGUACGUUACCACUUGUUUUUCUUUUUCUUUUUGUUUUUUGGCCUUAACUUCUGACUAAUGACAUUUACACAUGCUACCAUAGGCACCAAAGUGACCGUGCGUUUAGAAACCUAAACACAUGCCUUUAAAACUGGAGUUAGGUUAUUUUGUGUUAAGGGUAUUGCAUUAAUUGUCAGUACCCCGGGGUCAGUACAAAGUGCUGAUAAUAUUAUAGGCGUUCUGGGUGAAUAGCACACAACUAGAAUUUGAAAACAAGCGUGGACUAUUAAUAUGAAGAUAGGAGGAAAAUGCUUUGAACCUAAACAAACCUGCAGUAUAUUUUUCCCUUACGAGAAUGAAUCUACGUCAUAGGUGUCGCUGUGGCGUUUCGAAAACAUUCAGUUGUGUUUCCGUUUUCAAGGGACACUAAGCGGGACCUUUCGUCUACGUAAUUAGCGCUCAUUCUGUUAGGAGUACAAUGUACUUAAGUAGCGACGUCUCUAGCUGAAAUUUGUGCUUAUAUGGCGUGUUUUAGGCUACUUUUGAAGGUUGGAUGGAAGUUAUGAAGGACGCAGUGGACUCGACUAAGGUGAGUAUCAAGUUCUUCUUAGAGGAACAUAAAAUUGUUGCGCUUGUUAAACUAAAGUAAAAAUUUAGGCCAAUUUUUCUUAUCGGAGCUGAUACGACCUAGUACAGAUCUCCUCAUUUUCCAUACAAUUAUUUAAAAGGGGCGAACACUAUCCUGAUUAUGAUCAUGGUGUUACCUAGCCGUCUUUUAACUGGAUGGAUAGCUCCUGCCAUAUACAACGUGAAGCAUUUAGAGCUGUGGGAACAACCCUUAGACAUAAGGUCCCCUGGCUGUUUUUGCAAGGGCGCCCCAGGAGUUGUAUACAUGUUCUUUUGGCGUAAGAUCAGGUAGUUUGAAGUUUUCUGGUUUCACCUUUUAUCGACUGAUAUUAUAACAUGGUGUCAGGAGUAGGUUUUUCCAGACGAACUGCAAGGUGGGUUGACGCUGCAAAACGCUCAUGAUGAUUGCCGUAUAUUCGACGCAGCCAAACUCCAGCAGUACGUGUUUAACCCAUAAACACUUACUGGUACCGAACGUUCACUUUACCCGCCUCUUAGAAAACUCAAAGUUCAAGCACUCAUUUACUCAGCCACCUCUCUGCCUUGCACUUGGAAAAAAUGCGACAAAUGUAACGAGGCCACCUUGCACAGGUGUGCAAAGAAUUAAAUGCUGAAGUGUAUUAUUGGACUAUGAGCUUUCGCUCAAUAACGAUGUGCACAUAUUUUGGAUCUCUUGUGCUGGAUAGUGUAUCGGGCACUCGGAAGAAAAAAAUUGCGUUAAAGGAUGUACAGCGGAUCAAAGCAGUAUCUGGUUCAGAAGCUACAGUCAUUUCUUAUUAGCUGUACAAAGAAGAAAAUUCAGCAAUCUUUGGAGGGGUGGAUUGCAUCUAAAUCCAUUCAUCCAAAGUGCUGUGUGAGGCUUUCAACUCAAAAUAGGAGUCGAGGUAUAAACCUGUUGUAUCUUGUCGGUAAAGGAAACUUUACACCAUUGCUGGGGUGUGAUACUUGUUAAGACAUAGAAGUUCUCGAGUUUACGAAUCUCGAACUGAUAGAUACUCCACAGUCAGAAAUUAAGAACCAUCUGUGCAAGAAACGCCAGGCCAGGUGUUUUCCAAACUGAUUUUGUGUUGCGGGACUAUGAAGAUUGUUUUAGUAAUAAGUACAUUUGUAAGCUGAUCCCUUGAAACAUCUGGUAGUACGCCCUCCCAGGAAAAAUUGCCCUCUUUGAACCAGCGCGAAAUGGAAGGAUGGAAGAAGGUGGGACUACUGUCAAAGAAGAGAAACACUCCCCGUAAGUUUUAUCUAUACUAAUAGUUGACAAACGAAAAGUAAAAUAGAAGAACCCUCCACCAUCAAACAAUGAUCUUCGAAUUUGUAUUGACCCAAGGAACCUAAAAAAGCACUAACUUGAGAUACCACACUAUUCAAUGGUUACGGGGAAGGAGGAAUUUGCGGCUAACCGACUUUCAUGUGCUAAAAGUUUCAUUUCCCUUGAUGCAUGCGGUGAGUACUAACAACUGCGACUUCAUGAUAAAAGCGCAAAGCUCUUAACAUUCAACAUUCAUGAGAUCGAUAUCUACCGGAGUUGGUGGAAAAUUCCUCGAAGGGGAUCCUGCGGAGAUUAUAGUGGACGAUUUCCCGAUACUUGGUGAAUAUCAACAGAAGCUGACCAGAAGUUGAGAACAGUACUGGAUAGGAGCAGAGAAGUAGGACUGAAGUUCAACUCCCAAAAAGUGAAACCUCGGUUUCCCGAAGUAAGCUAUGUUGAACAUUUAUUUUGUUCUUAGCCGAAUAACAGUCCCUAAUAAAGUUCGAGCAAUCAGUGAGAUGCCUUCUUUUACUGGAAAAGGUGUGCUUUGAAUUCUAGGAACUGCAUUACCUGGGCAAGUUCAUUGAGCAAAAGGCUAGGCUAAUCUACAGAGACCUAGAAAUGUGUAGCAUGUGUCUGGGAGUAACCGCAAUGGUCAUCACUAGUACCCCUGUGUUAUCUUACUUUGAUAACAGGAAAGAGACAGUUCUAAGUGUUGAUGCCAGUAGCAUAGACAAUGGCCGGGGAAACCAGUUGCUUUCCGUUAAGAGUCGUUGACUGCCUCUGAGAAGCUGUAGGCAAAUAUUGAAAAAGAGCUGCUAGCUAUUGUGUGGGGAGUGCGAAAGAUUUACUCGUGUGUUCGGUAGAGAGAGUUAUUGUCGAGAUAGAUCACAAAACGCUCUAGUCAAUCGUAGCCACUGAAUGAGGCCCCUCCCAGAAUACAGAGGGUGCUGCUGAAAGCCACCAAGUAUGACCUUGAGGUAUGCCGGCUAUGUACCAGGAAAACAGCAGAUCAUUUCAGAUUGUCUUAGCAGAGCCCUUCUCAGUGAAAAUAGACCAGUCAGCGAACAUAUUUUCGGAGUAAAAAUCUUGUUGAGGAAAUUUGAUUCGAAAGCAGCACCCUGAGAAAAUUCAAGGACAGCUCAAGUACACUUCCUCGAGAAUACUGGAAUUUCAGGGAUGAGCUGAGAGUAGAGGAUGGCGUUUUACUUAAACCAUUGUGAGAUAAGUUACAUGAAAUUCACAGCGCAUAUAUAGAAGAGAACAAGAGCCUUUUAUUUGCCUGGAAUUUUAUUUCCUGGCUUUCAAUGACUGCCCAGAUCAAGGACAAAGUAGUUCCUGUCGAGCUUUAAAUGCGUUCCGCAACUAAGAACAUAGAGAGACAAUAUACCCCAACAAUAUUCCAGGCUUACCUUGACAAAUUGUUGGAACUGGCGGCUGUUAAUGUGACAAAUCGUACCUGGUAGUUACCGACUUUCAAGUACUUUGAAAUCACCCCGCUUGGGUAGACCACAGCCACUUGUGUCGUCAACAACUUGAAGAGUAUAUUCAAUCAAAUGAAGCAGCAGAAAGGGCUGCACGGACUGCAAAACGCAUUCUUAGGAGGACUGCAGCAGAAGAUAAAGCUGAUCCAUUUAAGGGACUGUUGAAAUAUCGCAACUCACUAUUUGAAUAUAUUGGCGUAUCUUCUGCACAGUUGCUGAUGAGGUCGACGACCACGAACGAUGAUACCAACUCAUCGGCGUCUCUUGGUUACCUCAGCAGAUGGAUCGUGAUCGUGUUCUGAAAACUCUUCAUAAGCGACGGCGAAGUGCCAAGUCUAGUUAACACAAGCACAUUAGCGAUUUGCCUCCACUUGUAAUUGUGCACAAGGCGCGAUUUUGUCCGAAUAGUGAAAGGAAAUGGUGUAAAACUGAAGUACUGCCAAGAUCUUACCUACUGGAAGACUAAUAUGGGCUUUCUCACUGGAAAAAUAGAAGGCAGAUCAUCUCAGUUGCAAAUGAUUGUCCCAUGACUCCAAGACCAAGUUUUUUCCUCCUACACGUGGACAGCACGGUGACUCUGUUCCUAGUCCAAUGGCAGCUGAAUCGGAGAAGCAAGCGCCAAGUCCAGUGAAAUGAGAAUCGAGUCCGACAGAAACUGUUUCACACACACCCAUUACAAACAGAUCUGGGCACCAAGUUAAAAGGUGACAAAGACUCAUUUAAAUUAUUCCUGUUAGGGGAGAUGAUGUAACAUUUCAGCCUUUGGGAUCCCCCUUAAGACAUACGGUCCCCUGACUGCUUUACGCGAGCACCCCGGAAAUGGGCUAACAUGUGCCUGGUGUGAGAGUGACUUGAUCUUAAACAUGGUCGAGUAGUUUUAAGUUGUGUAGUUUUGCCAUUUAUAGACUUACAUUACAACACUCUUUUUUUAUAUCAUACAAUUUUUACUAGCCUUACGUUUUGGUUACUAGUUCGUCACCGUAGUAUUUAUAAAUUUAUCAUUAUCAUGAUGGCUUUUUUUAAGGUUGCGAGAUGACUCUUUGUCAUUUGCAUUUUAUCGUUGUAACGUAUGUAACUGAUAAAUGUACUUCCUCCCAGGUGGACAAGCAGCCGAAGUUUGAGAACAACUUGGUGGCGUACUGCUUUUUUGUUGCUUUUAUCAUCGUGGGUUCGUUUUUUGUGCUGAACCUGUUUGUAGGGGUCAUUAUUGACAACUUUAACACCUUAAAAAAGAAGGUAAAGUAUCCUUCGUUGUUUUUUCCCAAACCUAGGUAGGUAGGACCUUGAAGACUCUCCCCUUUAUUUAAAAAAGUGAUAGAAUUGAACUGAAGAAAAAGGUGCAUGUAAGGGUUGUCUUGGGACAAAACGAUGUGAAUGUGCGAUUUGCUUUAUUCGAAACAUUGACACAUCUACAUCCAUUUAAAACAAAAUAAACAUUAGUAAUUUCGUCAUGAACGUGAGUGGUGCCCGAAACAUUUUUCUCAAUGCGCAUGUCUCUUGCCUCCAUUGAUCGUGCUGCUGCGAGCCCUUCGAUGAACUGGAAAAUAUUUUGAUGACGUAAUAACUGAAUUAACACUCCUUCUUUCUUGAGGAAAUAGACCAGAGGUGCUUCUUGACCUUCCACGGGGAACGGUUGAAAGUAUUAGAGAUACAACUUCACAGAAACAUGACCAAAACACAACAAGAAUGUUGAGCUUUAGAAUGUCACAUGAUGAUGAGUGUACAUGUUACGAUUGAUACAAAUUUAUGUUAACGGGCAGGCAAUUCAGCUGCAGUUAGCCGAGCAGGCUCGCUUGGCCGGUGUUUUUCAUCCUGAUAUUAGCUCGGAUUCCACAUAACCGGAUUGGCCGGGUUUUCAUGCAGUCACUAAUAAAUUAUAUUUCUGUUGCGUUUAAUUGGCGCGCUGCGAUCUUUUCAAAGCGAACCAGCCCGGAAACCGGGCCAGCCAGACUCAUGUAUUCAGUCCCUUAACGUCAUUCGUGAGGUCUUCUUUUUUUAGAGUGGACAAAAACCAAAGAGGCCAUUAAGUUUUACCCCCCUAUGCUGUGAAUAAAAAUAUUUCAAUAAACAUUGGAAACCAGCGAAUAAUUUGUCUACCUUAUUUAUUCUGGGCGCUCUUACGUACGAACUGUUGUACUUUAAUUUUCAAUCUUAGUACGAGGACAUCAGCAGCAUGGGUAUGUUGCUGACCGAUUCACAAAGAAAGUGGGUCAGUUUUCUUAAAGAAGCCGCCAGAAAGAAACCACCUUCAAAGGAGAUUCGACCUAAGGUACUAGCUACUACAGUAUAGAUAUACUUAUUUUAGGAUUCUAAGCAUGGCAAAGAUGGCUGAAAAUACUCACCAUGACAUAGCCCCUUUAAAAAGUUGAAGACGGUAUUGUUGGUUGAGGAAUAAAACACUUGAUAUCAUCUAUACAACUACUUUUCCGGAUGCCCAGAGCCAGGCCUCUUACCGUGCUUUUUUAUGUGUAUUUGAUUAUAUGUUCCACAGAAAAGAUUGAUCGGCCUGCUAUAUGAUGUGGUAACGGGGGAUAAAUUUGAAGUCGCCAUUAUGACAGUGAUAAUGUGCAACAUGGUCAUGAUGAUGAUUCAACAUUAUAGACAGUCCUCCCAGGUCACCACCGUACUUCAUAUCCUUUUGCCACGACAAGUUUUUUCAUUUGUUUUCUUUUUCCUUAAAAAGCGGUUUUUAAUUUAUAUAAUUCAUUUAAUCUGUGCGAUCUUAUAUCCACUUGUAUAGGACACAAAUUUCUAUUAAAGUUGCUCUUGGUUGAAGUUAAAGUACUAAACUUUCCGUUCAUGCUUGAAGUGAAGUCCACGGACACAUAAAAGGCAGAGUAUAAAUAUAAUUAUCAAACGCCUAACAUCGUUUUGAGAGAAAUGUUAGUAUUUCUUUUUACAGUUGGGUAGUCCCAAAUCUCUGCCAAGUCCCAGCUAAACUUUAUCAUAUUCUUGCCCACGAAGUGACAGUAACCUCUGGUGAUUCCUGCACGUUCCAUCACAAACAGGCAGAAGAUUAA